AUGUCGCGUUUCCUCACUCCGGCCAAGAUUGGCCUCUUGGCCUUGAUUGAGCUCUAUGUCGAAAAAGCCGUCCCCAUAUCGGGCAUGGUCGAUGUGCUCUCCUUCGUCACAUCGCAUCUCAUUGACGCCGAUACCACCCGCCCCGCCAACACCUCCAGCCGCUGGGCAAAGGCAGAGAGCACCGUCAGGCUCGUCAUCUCGAUUGCAGAUUUCGAAAAGGUGCUGAGUCCUCAUGCCGCCGCCUCUGGCAUACCCGGCCGGAGUCUCUGGUACGUCUUCCUCGACAAGUUAUGGAAGAUCAACUCGCUUGAUGCGCUGCACGACUUCUUUGAACGCCGUGGUGAGCUUCUGGCCAAGACAAAGGAGGAGCAACGGCGGGACGCAGAAAUGGAAAUCGAGCCACCGAGCCCUGAAACCAUCGUACUGUCUCGCAAUUCACCCUUUGGAGCUUUCGUGCGGAGGACGCAGCUCGAGUUCAGCAGACUGCGCUUCGAACAUGCGUAUCAGCUAUGGAAGGAUUUCGUCAAGUACCGCCAGACCACGGCGGCGUACUAUCGCAAGAAGACGCCAUCAUUUCAACGCUUGAGUUUCGACAACGUGCUGCUUGAAGGCGAGCAUACCUGGGGCCCGGGCCUUGAAGCUAUUGCCAAUGUUGCAUAUGGUGACAUGCUCAGGGACGACCCGAGUUCAACGUUGCCUGUCAGUACAGAUGAUAUCGAAAAGCUCUUGGAGUUUCAGAUCGAGCAAAUGCAGAAAUAUGGAAAUAGGAUACCUCUAGAAAUCCGACACCAGUUCCAUGACUUGUUGAACGACAGCUACAUGAUCCCAAGCUUGUCACACUAUCUCAGCUAUCUCGAUGCUUGGAGAGCUGGCGAUUACUCGACAUCUUUUGACUGCCUGCACAGAUACUUUGAUUAUACCAUGAACCACAGGGAUCGAUUAUUCUAUCAGUACGCCCUGAUGAACCUGGCAGUGCUCCAAUCCGACUUUGGCUGCUACAAGGAAGCAAUAGCUGCAAUGCUGGAGACUGUGUCAACAGCUCGAGAAAACCGGGACAUGACGUGUCUCAACUUUGCCUUGAAUUGGCUCUUUCAUUUCAGCAGAGCACACCCAGAGGUGACUCGCGAACUCGACUCGAACAAUAUGCUAGGUGACGGCAAGGAGUCCUUGGCCUUUCUCCGUGCCAAGGCCAAGGAGACGGGCAUGUGGACGCUCUGGAGUUCAGCUCUCGUAAGCGAGGCCAAGAUGAACCUUGCCAAUGGCGACAGCAUCGCAGUAGCUCUCGAGCACAUGGUGCGAAGCUCACAAAUUCUGGUGGAGAGAAAUAUGAAGAGCAUGAUGGGCUCGCAAAUGUCCCUCAACAUAGCACUUUGGGAUCGGUUAGGAGUGUCCUAUCUUUCUACAACAACCUGUGAGGUGUUCCUUCGUUGCCACGCAAGACACUCUGUCUUUGAUGAUGAGCUCAAGGUCACUAGUCGCAUAGCUUCCAUGCUUGCGUUUCGAGGCAGAUACGACGAAGCUCUAGAACGACUAGAGAGCCUCGACCCCAACUCGCUGCGAUCAUGGAAGCCCAGCCAAUAUUGGCACAAGUUUCGAGGGAUCAUAAAAUUAAGGCAGGAUCUACAUCGCAACAAUCUCGACGGUGCAGAACAUCUACUAUCACAACUUCUGCAGAACAAGCAAGAAGACCUCGAGCCUGAUCUCGCCCUCGUUAUUGAGAGUCUACACAUUGAGUGCCUCACCAGACGCGGAGACCUCAGAGCGGCCUUUGAGAAGGUUGAGAGACUGAUCUCUGAAUUACGAGAUGAGAAUAGUGAUAUUGCCCUGCGAGUACGACUAUUGCUGAUUAAAGCAGACUUGCUCGACAGAUGCGGCCGACCUCAGAAGGGCUUCACCAUUGCUGUUCGAGCUGCAAAUGUAGCUUGGCGUGCUCGGCUUAUACCAUUUCUCUGGCCAGCCAUCGGUGCGAUCAGCAAUAUUCUAGUCUCGCUUGGCGAUUUCGAGCCUGCAAUACAACUCCUGACCGCCAUCCUCCCACGCAGCCUGGAGUGCGAGAUUUCGGCCAUGACGGCGAAACUGUACUCGGUUCUGGGGGAUGCCAACAUGGGAAUGGCAGGCAAAAUGGCACCAAAAUCGAACAAGCGACGAGAAUACAUGACAAAGGCUGUCGAAGCCAUCCAAAAGGCAUUCGAUCACUACUCGAGUGUUCAGGACAUCACGAAGCAGUGCGAAAUGAUGGCCAAGAAAGCAACCAUCAUGAGAGUUGCCGGAGAGCAUGUUCUAGCAAAUGAUUACGCGGCGGCAUACUUGGCCCUGAGGCGAGAUGCUGCGCAGACAAAGAUAUGA
Messenger RNA from Pestalotiopsis fici W106-1, 2346 nucleotides. RefSeq lists its product as uncharacterized. Gene Ontology annotation, cellular component: anaphase-promoting complex. The record is from RefSeq and is a predicted model, not a curated record. Gene Ontology annotation, biological process: anaphase-promoting complex-dependent catabolic process; protein K11-linked ubiquitination; positive regulation of mitotic metaphase/anaphase transition. The transcript has 3 exons. Lineage: Eukaryota; Fungi; Ascomycota; Sordariomycetes; Amphisphaeriales; Sporocadaceae. Gene Ontology annotation, molecular function: protein binding. The coding region runs from base 1 to 2346 and encodes 781 amino acids.